ACCUCGGUGCACGGCUAACGGGUGCGCGUGCCGGUUCGUAUUCACGGGAGCAAGGAGAUCCCUCUGAGAAACGUGGGGUUUUUUCUUCUUUAGUUCUAGACUACAUAUAUCAUUCCUCGUUUGUACUGCAUUUUUUUUUGUUCCGGAUUUGGGAGAGACGCAUGACCCUCAUGCGUCUCUUUUUAAUGAGACGCAUGACAAUCAUGCGUCUUUCAUAGAGACGCAUGAAUGCGUCUUUCUUUUUUUUCGAUUUUUUUUAACGACGCAUGAGAAUCAUGCGUCUUAGAAAUAGACGCAUAACCCUCAUGCGUCUUUUGUUUUUUUAAAAUUUGACGGACGACGCAUGAGCGUCAUGCGUCUUAGGGAGAGACGCAUGAGCGUCAUGCGUCUCUAACUUCGAAUUAAAUCGCAGCAGAGGCAGUAGCCUCCUCAUUCACGCACGCAGACAGCAGAGGCACGGAAACGACGAUUUUUCCUUGAUUCGGCGAAGAAGACGAUUUCCACUUGUUUUCCGAUUAGAUGUCGACUUCAAGUUCUACUGGACAUUUAUUGUAUGGACUCGAAGACCCGUCAGUCUUAAAUAUGCAAAAAAAUCACAUUUCAAAUAAACUGAUGAAAGAGGGAACAACCCAAGUAUUUAAAGUCCGAAGGACUGAAAGUAAGACUUGGGACGGCGAAAUUCACGAGAAUGUAAGAUAUUGGCUUGACGUCUUUGGUUUCAAAGGCGUGAUCGAUUGUGGGAAGCCAAUGAAGGUCGACAAUGAGCUGAUCACGGCGUUGAUUGAGCGUUGGAGGCCGGAGACACACACAUUCCAUCUACCGAUCGGUGAGACGACGAUCACCUUGGAAGAUGUGCAAGCCAUCUGGGGCUUGAGGGCGGAUGGUCUCGUUUUCACGGGUCGUGACUAUCAUGACAACUUUCCAGAUUGGACCAGCAAGUGUCGCGAUCUGUUGGGAUGGAUACCAGAUUCUUCCACAGAGACAAAGCAAGGCGGUUUGCUGAUGACCGCGCUGAUCAACCAGACAAGGAUGCCUCUGGGUGAUGACCUACCUACUUACGUAUACAUUCAAAGAGCACGUAUUCAUGCCCUAAUUUUAUUAGGAGGUCUCAUUCUACCGGACACCACGGGGUGUAAGGUGCCAUUUAUGUGGUUGAAUGGGCUUGGGGAUCCGGAAGAGGUGAAGAAUAUAAGUUGGGGAAGCGCGGCAUUGGCCUACCUUUAUCAUUAUCUGUGCGAGGCUUCCAUGGAUAAGAGAAAAGAGUUGGGCGGGCCUAUGAUCCUCCUGCAGCUAUGGGCGUGGGAAAGAAUGCCCACAUUGAGGCCUGCGUUCAUAGGACCAAAGGUGCACGAGCCAUAUACACCAUGUGGCGCCAGGUGGAGAGGAACAACGCAGAUAGGAAAUGCUCCUAGACACUCGGUUGAGCAUUACCGUGACCAAUUAUCUCUGAUUAGACCUGGCCAGUUUAUCUGGACGCCGUACGCACCUUGCACACUGCCUGACUACUGCAAAGAUGUGAAUGGAUGCUCUUUGUGCGAAACCUACCUGGUAUGUUGGGCCUAUGUCGAGGCCCAUGAGCCUGGAAGAGUGCGCAGACAGUUCAAUCGGUAACAGGAUAUACCUCAGUACGUAGACAGAAACUUCCCACCGACAUUCAUUCGCUUUGUCAGCGUCGGUCUCGCUGAUAAUAGCUGUCCCAUCUUCUGUCCUCCCAUUUGGAUAUUUGCACACGGCAUACCACCUUCUUAAUUUACUCUCAACCACCCUAAAUUGCCGGUGUUGCCUCAGACUCCACAUAGUAAUAGCAGUCUUCACAUGCAGCUUGCUAUCAAAUUUUGUUCCACCAUUAAUCCGAUAUGGGUGUUCUUCAUCCCAGUACAUGGUACUGCGUUCAUUACCAACUUCAGGUACCUCAGUACGACCACUUGGCAGUUUGCGAAAAUAUUUCAACCCAGUGUGAACAUAUUCUGGAAGUGGUUGUUCACCUUGUACGACGGGUUUAUACACUACCUCCUCAUCACUAGAGUCAGCACUGGAAUCAUCACUUAAAAUAUCAUCAGACGAUGAUGACGACAAUUCUGGAUCUGCAAGGUCUCCUCGUACAACAUCAACAUCGGCAUGCUCUUGUACAUUCUCUUGAGUAUUCAAUCCAACAUCUGCAACGUCUGUUUGCUCAUUCAUACCUCAAUCGAUGCUCAUAGGUUCAAACCUCGUAGAUGAUCCAACACCAUGAUCAACAAUUGGUGGGAUGAAGGCAUUUCCAACAGACGAAUACUCAACAAAUAAUUCAAUAUGCCGAGUAGAAUUUAGAGCCGCAUUGAACAUAUAAAACACACUUUGAUCACUGUCAACCGUAGUACAUACAUAACUCGUACCGGUACCCAAGAAACAAUGCCUCCAAGAUAUUUCGAUGAAGUGUUGGUUGGAAUC
Salvia splendens (bonfire salvia) is the source of this 2430-nucleotide messenger RNA. Its product is annotated as serine/threonine-protein phosphatase 7 long form homolog. The transcript is spliced from 4 exons. Bases 520 to 1611 code for a protein of 363 amino acids. The record is from RefSeq and is a predicted model, not a curated record. NCBI's taxonomy places the organism in Eukaryota, Viridiplantae, Streptophyta, Magnoliopsida, Lamiales, Lamiaceae. Gene Ontology annotation, biological process: meristem maintenance; meristem development.